Molecule: messenger RNA, 1483 nt
Organism: Glossina fuscipes
Lineage: Eukaryota; Metazoa; Arthropoda; Insecta; Diptera; Glossinidae
Gene: Syx5
Product: syntaxin-5
Exons: 2
Coding region: 1-1425 (474 amino acids)
Biological process (GO): intracellular protein transport; endoplasmic reticulum to Golgi vesicle-mediated transport; vesicle fusion
Cellular component (GO): endomembrane system; SNARE complex; Golgi membrane
Molecular function (GO): SNAP receptor activity; SNARE binding
Source: RefSeq, a predicted model, not a curated record
AUGCAAACGCGACGACGUUUAUUGCAACAGGACAAUACCGGGGCACAGGAAGAAGGCAAUCCUUUAAUAGGGCAGCAGUAUAAUCAAUUACCACAGCAGCACAGCUAUAUCCAAGAUCCCCUCGUUGCAUCGUUUGAAAAUAGCUUUCCAGCCGCAAACUUACUAACUUCCACACACGCUAAUGAAGGUGUAGCUCAAAAUCAAAAAAUAUCUGAGGACGACUUAGAUGAUAAAUACCACAAGGCCGAUCGACAGUGGAAUUUACUGUCUAUUUCUUCUCGUUUACAAACGGCAUCUGGACAAGUGCUACGCAAUUUCAUACAACAGCCUCUCAGCGCGGCAGCAGUGGUAGUACGUGGCUAUCAAAAUCCUGUUGACGUUGCCGGCGAUAGCAGUAAAUACCUUAAAAAUCCUUCACCGAAAAGUGAUUUUGAGAUCGAAGAAGACGAAGAAGAUACAUUUGAUAAAGAGGAAAUAGUAGUCAUGGCGGCUCGAGAUCGUACCAGCGAAUUUAAUAAUGCUAUUCGCUCAUUACAAUCUCGUAAUAUAUCACGAGCGGUUAAUAUACGUGAUCCUCGCAAAGCAAAACAAGUGCAAAGUUAUUCUGAGUUUAUGAUGGUAGCAAAACUAAUUGGCAGAAAUAUUGCUAGCACUUAUACUAAAUUGGAAAAAUUAACCAUAUUGGCCAAAAAGAAAAGUUUAUUCGAUGAUCGACCACAGGAAAUACAAGAACUCACGUAUAUUAUAAAAGGCGAUUUGAAUGCGUUAAACCAACAAAUUGCUCGACUUCAGGGGAUAUCUAAGGACCAGAUACGUACUGUUAACGGAAGGCAUUUGGUUUCACAUUCCUCCAACAUGGUUUUGGCUCUUCAAUCCAAAUUAGCAAGCAUGAGCACAGAUUUUAAACAAAUUCUCGAAGUCCGUACUGAAAAUCUGAAACAUCAAAAAUCGCGCCGCGAUCAAUUUGGUCAUGGACCAUUAGCCGCAAACUCGAUAUCGCCAACUACAGCUAAAAAGGGCUCGUUACUGCUCAGCGAAGAGAAUCAAGCUAUCAGCAUUGACAUGUCACCAGCUAAUGAAUCUGCUCCAUUACUAGGUCCACAAAGUCAAGCACAGCAACAAAUCGCUCUGUACGAUGAAUCGGAUGACUAUGUUCAACAGCGAGCCGAAACAAUGCAAAACAUCGAGUCUACUAUUGUAGAGUUGGGUGGAAUAUUCCAGCAAUUAGCCUAUAUGGUUAAAGAACAAGAAGAAAUUGUGGAGCGUAUCGAUACGAAUAUACAAGACGCGGAGCUAAACAUUGAAGGAGCACACAAUGAAAUUUUAAAAUAUUUUCAAUCCGUUUCGAAAAAUCGUUGGCUAAUGAUCAAGAUAUUCGGUGUCUUAAUAUUUUUCUUCAUAUUCUUUGUAAUAUUUUUAACAUAAUAGUAAUGAUUGGGUCUUAUUUUACGCAUGGGAACCUUUGAAAUGGUUCUUCACUUAU